GGAUUACCAAUAAUAAUUGGACUUAAUGUGAACCGAAAGCCCAAACUUGAAAUACGAAAGCCUUCUUCUCCGAAUUCCCUUCCCCUUUCUCUGUAAACAAUCAAUGGAGUCCAAACCCUCAACCGGAUUCGGACCCUCCAGUAGUCCUCUACUCUCUCUCUCCACCUUCGUCCACCAGCACUGUUCCCGACUCGGUGCCGAACUCACUAACCGAAUCGACGAAGCGAAACGGCUGAGUUCUAAAAUCGCGGCCGAUUUUAUUCAGCAGCCGCUGCCGGCGGCGAUAGGGAGGAGUUGUUCUUUGCCGUUGCAUUCUUAUCAUCUAUCUCUUCCGUUCGCUUCGGUGUCGCAGCGUCAAGAGAAGGUCGCUAAAAACACCGGUUUGAGCUCGGAUUAUGUGGCUAAGACAUUAACUGGAACUUCUGUAUACACGGUUAGCAAUUCUAACAAUGAAUUCGUGCUCAUUUCGGACCCGAAUAGUGCGAAGUCAAUCGGAUUAUUGUGCUUCCGUCAAGAGGACGCCGAGGCAUUUCUUGCUCAGGUACGGUUGCGGAAGGGGGAAGUGAGAGGUGGAGCUAAGGUAGUUCCGUUGACGCUUGAUCAGGUUUACAUGUUGAAGGUUGAAGGAAUCGCAUUUCGUUUUUUGCCAGAUCCUGUUCAAAUUAAGAAUGCAAUGGAGUUAAAAGCUUCUGAUGUGAAGACUGGAUUUGAUGGAGUCCCUGUUUUCCAGUCAGAUCUCCUAGUUGUGAAAAAGAGAAACAGACGAUACUGUCCAAUAUACUUUCGAAAGGAGGAUAUAGAAAAGGAGUUAUCGUCAAGGGCAUCGAGAGGAUCUAGUGUCUCUCAGCACAUUAUGGUAGGGACUUUGGAAGAUGUCCUGAAAAAAAUGGAGAUAAGUCAGAAAAAUUCUGGCUGGGAGGACCUUAUCUUUAUUCCUCCCGGUAAAAGCCAUUCACAGCACAUUCAAGAUGUUACAAAAGCAUGAAUUUCUUUGCAAGCAGCUCCUGUUUGAAACAAAUCAAAAUAGAGGCAGGUUCACAUUCUCCUCUGCAUUUGGUCGACCCGAAUAAUCCAAAUAGUUAAGCUCCGUACUGCUGGAUUAGCUUAAAGAAGAUACAUAAAUGAUCAAGUUUUUGCUUGAAUAUUUAAUGGAGGGAACAACUAACAUGUUAUACAUUAAAAGUCAAUGAGUUGGUAACUAGAGGCACAAUUUACUUGGUGUCAUCUGUACGUACAUUGCACAAUUUGAAUUGUUGAAUUAUGUUUUGACUCUUAGCAAUAUUCUAUAUUGAUGGGGUAAAUUAUCCCAGGAUGCUUUGCACACUCUCACCUCCCAUUUUAUUUGAGAGUGAAAGAAACGAUAACAAGUUGUGGUACCCUCAGUUUGCGACGAAAA
Solanum stenotomum is the source of this 1396-nucleotide messenger RNA. RefSeq names its product protein TIC 22, chloroplastic. NCBI's taxonomy places the organism in Eukaryota, Viridiplantae, Streptophyta, Magnoliopsida, Solanales, Solanaceae. Bases 104 to 985 code for a protein of 293 amino acids. Gene Ontology annotation, biological process: protein transport. The transcript is spliced from 9 exons. The record is from RefSeq and is a predicted model, not a curated record. Gene Ontology annotation, cellular component: chloroplast.